Closterium sp. Yama58-4 is the source of this 408-nucleotide messenger RNA. Lineage: Eukaryota; Viridiplantae; Streptophyta; Zygnematophyceae; Desmidiales; Closteriaceae. The record is from the annotation of a GenBank genome assembly.
AUGGCAGUGGGCCAAUCUUCCUGUGCUCUGACGCCUGGGCAGGGGGCCAAUCUGGCGUUUGAGGAUGUGGCUCAGUUGGUGGAGUGCCUCCGGGCGCACUCGCAUGUCAGUGAUGCUCUUCGCUCCUUCCAAUCCCUCCGUAUGCCACGUGUGCAAGCGGUGGCAGCACGAUACGCCGCUGCUUCAAGGAAGCUGUAUGACGAGAAAAAAGGGAAGAACGCAGCAGGGAAUGAGGGAGGAUCAGGCGGUGAAGAAAGUGAGGUGGAUCCAGCGCCGAAGUUUGAAGAGGUUCAAGCGGCAAUGGCUGCAGUGGCGGCACGAGAGGGGCGUGAUCCUGACGAGGAUCUGUAUGGUUAUGACAUUGCUGUUUGGGAGGAGGAUCAUCGUAUUGCGAGUGCUCCGCACUAA